Paralichthys olivaceus (Japanese flounder) is the source of this 3683-nucleotide messenger RNA. It is a transcript of the gene kcnk1b, whose product is annotated as potassium channel, subfamily K, member 1b. Gene Ontology annotation, biological process: potassium ion transmembrane transport; stabilization of membrane potential. The record is from RefSeq and is a predicted model, not a curated record. Gene Ontology annotation, molecular function: outward rectifier potassium channel activity; potassium ion leak channel activity. Gene Ontology annotation, cellular component: plasma membrane. NCBI's taxonomy places the organism in Eukaryota, Metazoa, Chordata, Actinopteri, Pleuronectiformes, Paralichthyidae.
AAACGGUGGUUUAUCCGACUGCACCUGAACGCGUCGGGAGCCACAGCAGGUUGCGCGGAGGGUGGAGAGUCCUCAGAGGAUCUUUGUCUCCCACAACAUCUCUCCCCCGCUGCUGAAACCAAACUAAUCCCCCGAUUCUCUCCUCACAUUCACUCGAACCCGGGACGCAGAGGGGCGACAGACCUACUGGGAGGAAAAUGCUUCAGUCUUUAACCAGCAAUUCCUGCGUGCGUCUGAUCCAGAGCCACAAAUCGACGUGGUACUUCGCGUCCCUGGUGCUCGGCUAUGUGCUCUACCUGGUGUUCGGCGCCGUCGUCUUCUCGUCGGUGGAGCUGCCCUACGAGGACCUGCUGCGGCAGGAGCUGCGCGCCCUGAAGAAGCAGUUCCUCCGGGAGAACGACUGCCUCACCGAGGAGCGUCUGGAGCGCUUCCUGCAGAAAGCCCUGGACGCCAGCAAUUACGGGGUCUCCAUCCUCAACAACGCCUCGGACAACUGGAACUGGGACUUCACCUCCGCGCUGUUCUUCGCCAGCACCGUGUUGUCCACCACAGGAUAUGGUCACACAGCGCCUCUGUCGGACGGUGGGAAGGCCUUCUGCAUCAUCUACUCAAUGAUCGGCAUCCCCUUCACUCUCCUCUUCCUCACUGCCGUGGUGCAAAGGAUCAUGGUGUUCAGCACACGGAGGCCGAUCACGUACAUCCACACACGCUGGGGCCUGUCCAAGCCACUGGUGGCCAUUGUUCACGCAACCCUGCUCGCCACGCUCUCAGUCUCGUGCUUCUUCCUCAUCCCCGCCGCCAUUUUUUCGGCGCUGGAGGAGAACUGGAACUUCCUGGAGUCCUUCUACUUCUGCUUCAUUUCGCUGAGCACCAUCGGCCUGGGUGACUACGUACCUGGAGAGGCCGCUAAUCAGAGGUUCAGGGAGCUCUAUAAAGUGGGCAUCACUGUCUACCUGAUCCUGGGUCUGAUCGUCAUGCUAGUGGUGCUGGAGACCUUCUGCGAGCUGCAGCAGCUGAAGCAGCUGAGGAAGAUGUUCUACCUGAAGAAAGAGAAGCCGCAGGACCGCCUCGUGAUUUUGGAGCACGACCACCUGUCCUUCACCACAGUGUCCGACAGAGCCGCGUCCCACCUCGAAGACAAAACCCAUCCGUUUGCGAGCGUCCCCACUUUGGUCUCUCCCAACGACGAUCCCAUGAUUCAGUAAACAAAGACGGAGCAAACAUCCAUGGAAGUAUUAGAAUAUAAACGUCGGGAGAGAUGCUCGCAAAACUAGAUAGAAUGAGUAGAUCAUAGGACUCAGCUGUAGACAUUCAGCAAAGCUCAGCCCAGCACAUUUUAGUCGUGAAACUAGUUCAUGAUGAUUCAGAUUAAGGAAACAAUCUCUUUUACCAAACCACCAUACUGACAGAAUAGUGCUAUGCAGCAGAUACCGAAAUUAUGUGCAUUAAUUAGAGGGAAAUUUAAUAUUUAACAGAUCCACUCAAGACAAACAAUAAAUGACUCGCCUUCUGCUGUAUGCAUGACUCAAGCUCUUUGAUGAGCUGUAUUAUUUAUUGCAUAUUUAGCAACACUUUAGAAAGUAAUUGGUCUCUUAAAUCUAGAUGAAAGAUAGGACAACUAUCUGUAGUCCAUCACGAAAUUAGUAAAUAAAUGUAUGUGUGUUAUAAAUAGAGACUUAACAGGUACGUACAUUAUCAGGUUAAUGAUGUGAAGACUAUGUCAUCUUGAAUGAAUACACCUAAAGAUGAGCCAAAGUGCAAACACAACACAAAACCAGUCGAUUAAUUAACUGACAUUUGAGAUUUUUACAUUCUUAUGGGGAAACUUUGACAGGAAAGCCUUGAACGUACCAGGUUGUGUUUUCUGUCUGAGUUUGUUGUUGGAGGAUCUCUGAAAUGCUCCGAUUGUUUUCUUUUCAUUUGGCUCUUAUUGAUUUUUCAAAGAAUUUUUUGAAAGUGUCAGGGGCCCGAUCCUCCAUUGCAUAAUGUGGGUCACAUUGUUGACUGAACGAGAGGCGGCAGUCGAUCCUGAACAAAAGCCUCUGACAGAACAGAGCGUAGCUUCGCAGUGAUUUUUGUUUUCUUUGGCUCAUCUUUAAAGACGUGUUAACUGUUGCACUCCACAUCGUCACAUUUCAUUGUGAGGGGGCAAAUAUUUGUCUGCAGCUAUGUGUGUGUUGUCUCAUCACGUUGCAGUGCUAUUUCAAAGUGUGGCGAUAAGCACUAUAAUUUAUUGAUUUGUCUGAAAGGUUUAAUGUGUGCUGGACUGUGUGGAAACUCAAAGGGAAGGGAAGUCGUAGUCCAGCUUAAAAAGGGAACCACAGAGCGCUGUCUGGCCCAUUGUAUUUUACUGUCAAUAAACAGUGCUCAGUUUGCACAUGCACUGGAACUAAGCAGCGGUAAAGGAGCAAAAAUAUACAGUUUUACUGGGAUUUCUCUAAAAAGGAAAAGGUUCCAAAGAGAUAUUUUUAAUGGAAAAGAUGAUUUUACCUCUGUUGUGGAUGAUCUGUAAAAGGCUUGGUGAUUGCUCUUUUCUUUGAAAGAGCUGAACAGAAACUCUUUUACUGUAUUUACAUUAUUUAAAUUUCCAAAUGUAUAUUUUAAUAAAUGGGACGAAGAAGUUUUACUAAACUUUGUUAACGAUCUAUGAAAGUAAUUAUGUACUAAAAAUCAGCGCAUUAGGGAAACUUGUAACUCUAAAUCUAAGCAGCAGGAGUAACAUUCUAAUUCUGAUUAUCUAUCACGUCCAUUUUUAUCAUCGCCCAAGGAUGACAUUCCAUAAUUGAUGGAUAUGAAGUUGCACUUGUUUGUACGACACUGACAUUGAACUCCUCUGUCUUUUUUAAAAGUAUGUUUAGCAGGAGGUACAUAUUGAAUUAUAUUAUCCAUCCUUGACAUGCAAUUGUUAUCUGUUUUAACAAUGUUUCUGUUUGUCGCUGAUUUCCUGACCUCAUCUCUGUCAUUGCUACAUCAACACACAAUCGCAGUGUUUUAUAAAAGUCUUGAAUGUAAUGUCUUUUUAUGCCGUUUUUUGCUACAUGGAGAUUCGAGGCCUGACCAGAGUGCAGCAUUACCUCUUGCUGCUCCACUGGCUCCUGUUUAGUUAUAACGUGUUUAUAUAUGAAACAGUGUGUGUACAGGUGAGCUGCAGCAAGGUGUCAUGAGCACUUGCAAAAUGAGCUUUUGACUGUGUCACUCAUCUGUAGUAUUGUAUUUUAUAGAAAAGUGGGAUAGUUUAUUUUUGUCUUUCGUCACCAGUCUGGGCCUUGUAAACUGUGAAGCAGUGAUGCUGUUCAUAUUGUCUCCUGAGAAUAAGGAAAAACUUGAAAAAAGUCGGGGCUUCUCUCACUGUACGAUGUUUCUGUAGAUAUAUUGUAGAUGUCGAUGCUUCAGCUUCUGUCACUGUGUUUGGCAGUUUGUCGUCUUCGACUUUGAGAGCUGUCAGGUAACGUAGUUCUUUUUAGGGAGUGAUCAUUGUGUCCAGGAUAACAUUUGGAAGGAUACUGACAUUAUGUAUUUGUGCUGACAAAACCGACGUGUUAUCUGGGAUAGUUUAGUGUCACGGUACAGAUAUUUUACAGGAAUGCUCCGAAGAUAUCUGUAAAAUUCCUUUCUGCGUAAGAGGUGAAUUCAUCAACUGUAAAAUAUCAGUGUGUCUUAAAUAAAGUGUCGGUUUAUUACUA